AGAGAGAAGCCCUGCUUCAUGGCUUAGAGAAUGAGCUCUGCCUCUCAGCUGCAGACCGAGAGAAGGGGGGAGAGAGGGAGAAGGAAGGAAUAAAGAGAAGAGGAGAAAGGCAGCGACACACUUGCAUCUGUUGUGGCAGCGUCCUGCAACCGAGAAGCAAAUGAGAGAGUGAGAGAGAGGCAGAGAGAGCAUGUCAGAGUGAAAGAGAGAAAGAGAGGAGAUGUCAGGCAGCCGUGUCCUUGAGAACUGCACCACAACUCUUUGAAGAGAGCCGGGAGACGUAUCUGAGGACUGAGCACACCUUACAGCAGUUACCUGAGUAGAAGAAUAUCAGGAGGUUGACAUGACAAUGACCCGGUAUCGCCGAUGGAUUUGGUAGGACACCCGUUAUCCGAGUGUUUUUUAAUGCACUCUGAACAAGAAAUGAACUUAUCGAAGGGGCCAUUGGUGAACAGCAGCAGUGAAGAUAACUCCAAGUCGACCUUUGGUAAAUGCGGCGCUGGCGCCUGGAGGAUGCACCAGAGCUACGAUCCACUGGAGGCCAACCACAUGAGAGACGCACAUGCCCUCUACAACCCCAGGCUUCUCUGCAGAAUGUCCAGUAAGGAGCGCCACCUUGAGUCCAACUGUCCGUCCUCUUAUAUAAAGACUGAGCCGUCUAGUCCUGCCUCCCUGACUGACAGUCUAAACCAUCACUCCCCCGGUGGCUCCAGUGACGCCUCAGGCUCAUAUUCGUCCACGAUGAACGGCCACCCCAACGGCUUAGACUCCCCGAGCCUUUACGGCUCCAACGCAGGGCCCCUGGGUCCUGCUGGCGGCCCUGGAUCGAAGCGUUACGAUGACUGUUCGUCAACUAUUGGGGAAGAGUCACAGAUUAAGUGCGAGUACAUGCUGAAUUCGAUGCCCAAGAGGCUGUGUCUGGUGUGCGGGGACAUUGCGUCAGGGUACCACUAUGGAGUGGCAUCCUGUGAGGCCUGCAAGGCCUUCUUCAAACGCACCAUUCAAGGCAACAUUGAGUACAGCUGUCCAGCCACCAACGAAUGUGAGAUCACCAAGAGGAGACGCAAGUCGUGCCAGGCCUGCCGCUUCAUGAAGUGUCUGACUGUGGGCAUGCUGAGGGAGGGUGUUCGUCUGGACAGGGUUCGUGGUGGGAGACAGAAGUAUAAACGCCGGAUAGAUGCGGACAACAGCCCAUACCUGAACCCACAGCUGGCUCUACCCCCCAAGAAGCCAUUUGCCUUUGGCUGCCUUGCAGAUAAUAAAAUCGUCUCUCACCUGUUGGUGGCCGAGCCAGAGAAGAUUUACGCCAUGCCUGAUCCAACAGUACCAGACAGCGACAUCAAGGCCCUGACUACGCUUUGUGACCUGGCGGACAGAGAGCUGGUGGUCAACAUCGGCUGGGCCAAACAUAUCCCAGGUUUCUCCACGCUGUCUUUGGCAGACCAGAUGAGUCUACUGCAGAGUGCAUGGAUGGAGAUCUUGAUCCUGCGUGUUGUGUAUCGCUCACUGUCCUUUGAGGACAAGUUGGUGUAUGCUGAGGACUACAUAAUGGACGAGGACCAGUCAAAGCUAGCUGGACUUCUGGACCUGAACAACGCCAUCCUUCAGCUGGUCAAGAAAUACAAAUCUAUGAAGCUAGAGAAGGAGGAGUUUGUCACUCUCAAGGCCAUUGCUUUGGCUAACUCAGACUCCAUGCACAUUGAAGAUGUGGAUGCAGUGCAGAAGCUCCAGGAUGUGCUCCAUGAGGCCCUGCAGGACUAUGAGGCUUCCCAGCACCAGGAGGAUCCCCGCCGGGCGGGCAAGCUGCUCAUGACCCUCCCCCUGCUCCGCCAGACCUCCACCAAGGCUGUGCAGCACUUCUACAGCAUCAAGCAGGAUGGAAAAGUCCCAAUGCACAAACUCUUCCUGGAGCUGCUGGAAGCCAAGGUCUGAGGACAGGAGAGUAGAUGGAGGACAGCCAGACACCAGUCUGAACCACCUGAGCUUCACCUCAAAUUCAACACAGCAACUUUGAAUGACCUCUUGCUCUUUUACACGCACACACUCUUACCCACACGCACACCCUCACAGAAAUAUGUUCCUGAAGUAUGUCUGCUGACGCAUCCCCCUUUGAAUAAACAAGUAAUCUAAACCUCUUACCUGAACCCCUAAAACUUCACCGUCUUUGAGAAAAGGGCGCUCACUUGACCUUCUGUUUUGGGGACAAUGCUGAUGGACUGACAUGGCCCCCUAUUACCAAGGGAAGAUGAUAUUUCCUUUUAAAACUAUGAACAAUCACAUAACAGUUUCCACGGUGACUCCGAACACUGAUGUUGGCAAAACAGUCACUUAUGCAUUUAAUAACAAUUAAGAUGUUAUUAAUGACAAACACUUAAAUGAGGACACAUUUAAAAGAAACUGAAAACUCUUCAUUUUAGUUCUGAGACUCUAAGACUGCAAUCGUGUCUCCUUUUCCCCUCCCUAUUUCCCCCAACAGAGUUUUUUAAGUGUUCAAGAAGAAAACGAGUGGGAAAAAAAUGAACACGAAAGUAUUAACGUUAUUAACGUUUGUUGUCAAAUUAUGUGUACAAUGAAAUUUGGAUGGAUGGACAGAAAGAAAAGAAGAGGAGAUUUGCCCUGCCAAAGAAUGGAGCUCAUCCAUUCAGAGGAUGCCAGCAAACUUUAUUGUCAUAACCCCAAAUUGUUUCUGGAUUGAUCUACCAGUGGAUUUCAGUCCUGGGCUUAAGAGCACUGCUGGUUUUCUGCCCCACCAGUUAUUUAAAAUUGUUGUGGUUAAAAUAAAACCAGCAGACUUUCAAGGAUCAGGAUUGUAAACCAUAGCUGUAAACACUCUCUGGUUCUCCCUAAAUUCAGUUCCUGAUUUCCCAUGAAUCCCUUACUUCAACUACAACUUUACCAUUUGUUGUAUUUGUUGAGGACCAGGGACCCUGGCCUCCCAAACCUGUCAGUAUUACCACAGUAUCAGCAUUUGUACACAUGGCUGAAAAUGGUUUCAAAUAUUCUAACCACUUGAGGAAUGAUUAACUGAUAGAGUUUAUCAGUAAAAAUAUUACUUACAAAUAACAGAACAAGACUUGAUCUAUACUCUAUACAAGAAUGGAUUCCUGCGUGGCUAAGUGGUAGAUGUAGGCUCAGUUCACAUGCUCUGUGAUGCUAUAUAUUCUGUCAAACACUCCUCUUGUGUUUGGACAUCUGUUUGGGACAUUUUCAGCUGCUCAGUGGCCCAGGUUUGCGGCUCUCCACAUACCAGUUAGUAGAGAUUUCAUUCUGUCAAUGAGAAUAGUGCCAUUAAGAAUAGUCCAGCCCAUGCUUAUUACCCAAACUCCAAAAACUUAAAAAUGUCACUUCCUCUCCUUGCUCUUUUGCAUUCACAACUUCCAGCUCAUCUCUUUUGUCAGUAGAGAGAUAUUUUUGUGAUUCAUUCAGCGAGUGAUGAGGGAGCUUCAGUCACUCAACGCAAUACAAACCAGAAGGAAAGGUGUGCUGACAAAACUGACUGAAAAAUAACUAUUGUUGCUUUCAAACUCCUUAUUUUUUUUCUUAAUUUAUAUCUUGAAAAUAAUCUUAGCGAUGAUACCAAUAUUAGGAUUGUAAAUAAUUGUCAUCCUGUAUAUGACAUAUACCACGGCUUUGUUUUUGUUAUUGAUAUUGUCUUCUUAAAAUUGAAUCAAUCAAUAUGUCUUUCCUUUUUUCAGCUUGACCACUGUCAGCAAUUAUCAUAUAUAUAUAAAUAUAACAAGUAAUAAUGUAUUAACAAAUCAGCGUUUAUCUUAGAAACUCUGAGCAAUAGUGGUUUUUAAAGGAGGGGUUUGUGCAUAUGGACUAAGUCUGCAAUAUUAACAUAACGUGCCAGUCUUAAAUUUGGGAGAGAGAGGAUGGGGAUUUGAGGAGAGUUUGUAGCUUCUCUUUCUCUCUGUGUAACUUGCCAUAAGCUAUUAGAUAACAGUCAAUAUUUCCUUUGUUAAUAACAGUUAGGCAGGAACAAAUAUGGACCAGGAAUGUCAGUAUGAGAUUUUAAUGCUGCUGUCACAUUAAUGCUGUGUGAAUAAUGGUCAGUACGAGGAUUAAAGAGGUCAAAUAAGCAGCUAAAAACUAAAAUAUACAACACCCAGUUUGCAGUUAUCACAUGGUUCUGAUGUUUGCACCUUUUUUGUGACAAGGCACUUUUUGCUGUCAUGUUUAAUCUGAUUAAAACAAAACAGCUAUUCAAAGUCAACGGUUUAGUAAUACACAAUUUUUGUCCAUUUUCAUUUUUUAGUCGUGUGACCGAGUGUGGGGACCAUCAGAAUAACCAGACAAAAUCUAGAUUUGUACUGAGGGAAAUAGUGCUAGCAAAAACCAAACAUUAUCCAAAUUUUAAAAAAAUAAAUGAAUAAUUAAAAAAAGACAUGACACUGACAGUUUCUUGUUAGCUUGCUAUUCAACUUUGUUGUUUGACAUUUUGUUUUAAAGUUACAGAGAAAAUAAGGUGUUGUCAUGGUAAACAUCAUUAAUCUUGUACCAAAAACUAUCUCAACAAAUAUAAUUCAUAAAAAGAGGCCUACAGACUAAAUUGCAUUAGGAAAUUCAUCACAAUUUAAAUUAGCUCGAUAGCCUCUGUUUAAAGUAAACAAAUGAGAGCUAGCAAAAAAAAAAAUUUUAAAACAUGACUGAUUAUUUCAGCGAAACUGACUCAAAAUGGAGAAAAUAUUAUAACAGACAUCAACAAAACUGUUGUCUGUCAAAUUCAAAUGUCUAAUAACAGGAAAUGAAAAGCGAAAGCUAACCGCAAAUUGUCAUACAUUUAUAGUCAAGUAAAGAAGCAUUGGUUUCAUUGUUAUAGCAAGAAUGCAUAUGGUAGACUGAUCACAGCUUUAACAGUUGAAGACAGUCAGCUUUUGUUAUAUCAUUAUUUAUGUAAUUUCUAAAGCUGAAUAAGAAUGCCAAAACAUGUCAUUUAGAUGAUGGUGUAAUCUAAUAUUAAAUGGCAACUUAUCACAGCUGAGAAGUGCUGCAGUUUAAGUGUAGUUGAUCUCUAACAUCACACGCUCUGUAUCAAACAUCAGCAUUAUUAGUAAGGGGUAUUUUCUCAGCCUUCUUAAACAUUGUAUAUUGUAAAUUAUACAGAUUAUAAUUCUAACAUAAGACAUUUUAUUGGAAACAAAAUUGAGAAAAAAAGAAAAAAAAUGUAGUUCAGCCUCGAUGUGUGUUUCAUGUUUGCUGUUUUUUCUAUUGAGAAAAAAAACUUGUUUAUUUUUUUUGGUUUCUUUUUUUGUUUCUUUUUUGUUUUAUCUGUUUUUGUUUUAAAGUCCUCUUUCUGUUUGAUCCCUUCCUCCUCUGUUGAGUCCUCUACGGCGAUGCUGUGUGCUUUUUCUUGUGGUGAUUCCCGUUCUUGUGCCGUGUGCUUCUUCUUUAGACAACACAGAGUAGACUAGAGGCAAUGUUGUCUGUCAGUCGGAUCAGUCCGCUGGGGGUCUGGGUACCGGAUUCUCUCACAAUGAACCGAACCAGAUAUAAGGCUUUUCUUCUAGAAACUUAACUAGACCACCAGGAUCAAAUUACACUAUUCAUCUUCACCAAACUAUACAUAAAUUAUUAAAUAUUUAGUAUCUAAAUGAGGAAACACCUUACGAAUAUUUAAAAAGGGAUCAUUUGUGUAACUUUCCUGUAGAGUAAAACAAUAUACUGUAUAUCUUUAGGUUUAAAUAAAGAUGAAAUGAAAAGGACAUUUGAGUAAUACAGAACUGUAGGUGACUCUUUUUUGAUAAACUCGCUGUACAUAACUGCCUUCCAUACAGCUCGUCUCAACCAUUAUCUUUACUGUUUCAGCAGGCAAAAGGAGAAAAUACGAAGAUGAUAAACUUUUUUUUCCCGAAAAUAUUUCCAUUGUUUCCUACUUUUCAGCUUAUUUCCAGGUCUAUAUCUUGCUUUAAAAUGUGACUCUGUCAGCUGAAGGACAGAACAAGCUUUGGUUUGGGUUGCAAUGUUAAAGAAAAAGCUUGACAUGUUUAAUUUGCCCUUGCUGUUUCUCUUCACAAUAGAUUCAUUACACUGUGGGGACAUGUUUCUGCACUCUACUGGAAUUAAACCACAAAAUCCAGAUUUAAACUCAAAUUUCCAACAACCUUUAAUAAACAAGUUAUUAUACUCAUUGUACCUCUUGAUACAAGUGUAUAGAUUCAUAUUCUGCACUACAAAUAGCAUAAAUUCAAAGGCCUAAAACAUGAACAUAUAAUGUUUUUAGAGAGGAAAUAUGCAGAGAACAGAUUUCACAUCUGCACACAAGAUAUUUGUAGGCGAAGUCCCUGAUGACAGAGUUGAAUUUCAUAUUUUGAUUGUAACUUAAAACACUGUCUCAUUGUCAGAAAGAUGGUAUUUCUUACCAUCAACUGUACAUUAAUCUACAUACAGUUUAUGGAAGAAAGGUGCUCUUGUCUUACUAUUGUUUCCUUCUGUUACUGUUUUUAUUUAUUUGUCAGUUGUCAAACCAAUCCUGUGCACUCCUGAACAAUUCAAUACAAUGAAAGAUAUUACAAAUCUCCCUGAAGUGAUUAAGGAUGAGCUGGAUUUGGUUUUAAAACGUAAAGAAGCUACAUUUCUGAUAUUAGGAAAUAUUGAUAUCUUUUCAAAAUUAACUGUGAAUCAAAUUUUUAUCAGUGUCAAUCGAAUAAAGUUUUGCAGGUUGGGUCCUGCCAAAAUGCUGCCAUUUGAACGCUGAAUAUCAGCAGGAAUGCAGUUAUUUCAGAUGACUAAAAAAAGAAAAAGAUCUACCAGCUAAAAUCAGAAGGGAGACUGUGUGUUUCUUUCAGAGGUUUUGACAUAACUUGCUGCUUAUAGCCAAGAUAUUAUUUAGAUGUGCAGGGGGAGAUGAUUUUCCUCUUUUUUUUUUCCUUGUUGAUAAGCAAUAUUUUGAUGACUGUACAAUGAUGAGGCAAGAGUUGCACUUGUUUGUGUUGGGUUAAAGAUCCAAAUGCUGAUGUAUCUAUUGAAAUUAUUCUGCUGUUAGUGUUAAAACCAUAAAAAUAACAACAAACCAAACUGGUAUUUUCUAUGAGGAGCAGUGGAAGGACUGUGUGGGUUUUUGCAGAGCCAUUGAUAGAAAGAGUUUGACCUGGUUGCACUUUGGGCACUGUGUUAUCGCCCUCAUCUGGAACUUAGAUCCAUUAGCUGCAAAUACUUAGAACAGGGUUAGGGUUAGGGGACGAGUUUUUAGCCAUAUAGCGAUAAAGCAGGAUUGUCCAUCUUCCAUGGCUGCCCCUGAAAACUGCUAAGGCCAAACUGUGUCUAUCUACAACUCUACGGUGUUUAGUCAUUUAGUUGUAUUUAAUCCCCAAAUGUAACUGCCACUUGUUCUGCAGCUAACCCUGCAGUCUGAAUUUGCAAAUAUGAAGAAAAAUAUUUUAGGGAGAGAGAAAGUUGACACGUUUGGAUAAAAAGGAUAUCUAAGGAUAAAACAGACCAUUGAGUAGUGGAAAAGAGUUGUGGAUGAGAGAAGACCCUGUAGUGUUAUUAAAAACAUGUCCGUAGAUUUUAGAUGUGCUUCACAUCAGUAAAUAAAAAAAAAUAAAAAAAAGAUAAACAAUUACCUGUAUAUUUUUGUGACGUGUAUCAUACAAGUGUGCUCCAACAAUAAUGUCCAUUCGUGUAAAUGUAUUUAUUUCACAUUGUAUAUAUUGUUCAAUGCAAAAAGAGAGACCUAUGAUUCUGUAACUUAAACUACUAUGGGUUGAAACAUUACAUGUGUUACUCCAGACUAUGCCUUUCAGGAUUAUUACAGUAGAGCAAUAUCAAUUAAAACCAGGCUUCCAGUUUUGAAA
Seriola aureovittata is the source of this 7796-nucleotide messenger RNA. RefSeq names its product estrogen-related receptor gamma a (gene esrrga). NCBI's taxonomy places the organism in Eukaryota, Metazoa, Chordata, Actinopteri, Carangiformes, Carangidae. Gene Ontology annotation, molecular function: sequence-specific DNA binding; steroid binding; DNA-binding transcription factor activity. Gene Ontology annotation, cellular component: nucleus. The record is from RefSeq and is a predicted model, not a curated record. The transcript has 11 exons. Gene Ontology annotation, biological process: regulation of DNA-templated transcription. The coding region runs from base 367 to 1932 and encodes 521 amino acids.